CUGUAGCGGUAGCCGGCCGCCAUUUUGCUUAACGCAAUGUUGACUUCCGCCAUUGUAUAGCGAGGCGAUAUCUGAGCAAAAAUAGUUACAGGCAUGUGGACAAAAGUGUUUGUGUAAAUUCUAUUGAUAAAUAAUACCUAAUCUGACGAAAUGGAAGAAGAAUACAUGGAUGCCCAGGACUCUAGUGUUAACGAUGUAGGCAGUCGUAGUAAUGAUGGCAACGACAAUUUAGAGGAAGCGUCCAAAGAUUUUAGUGAACCUAGUGGAUACGAAGAAAAUUUCGAUGAUGAAGAAGGCGGUAGCGGCUUUCGAGGAGGUCGCGGAGGAAACCGUGGAAAUUACAGGGGCAGAGGUCGAGGUGGUAUGGGCCCUCCGGGAUGGAUGAAUGGGCCUCCGCCAAUGAGAUUCCGAGGCAGAGGCUACGGCCCCGGUGGACCGCCUAUGAGAGGACGAGGAUAUUUUAGAGGCAGAGGUGGUCCUCGCUUUGGUCCCAAUGGGGGACCAAACUUUGAUAACAAUUGGGGUCCCAUGGGGCCGCCUCCUCCGGGAAUGAUGGGAGGACCCCCACCGUUCGGACCACCUCCCGGUAUGAUGCCACCCGGUGGACCGAUGGGGCCUCCACCCAACAUGAUGGGACAACCACCACCAUUCGGCCCACCAGGGAUGCCUCCACCAAAUAUGCCUGCACCUGAGCUGUGGGUGGAGACAAAAUCAGAUGACGGGAAAUCGUACUACUACCAUGCCCGGACGCGGGAGACCACUUGGACCCGGCCCCAGGAGAGUCCCACUUGUAAGGUGGUGACUCAGGCGGAAAUGGAAGCCAUGGCCAGCACAGGUCAAAUGUCCGGUAUGGGUCAGCCCAUGGCGAUGAACGGGCCGAUGGGGGGGCCCCCCAUGGGCGGGCCGCCAAUGGGAAUGAUGCCAAACGGCAUGAUGGCCGGGAUGAUGCCGCCCGGCGUCGGGCCGCAGGGGGGCCCCGGCCAGGGCGGGCCCCCGCCCGGCGCCGUGCCCCCCUUCAUGACGCAGCCUCCACCCUGGGUGAAGGACGGCGCAGGUAACAACCACAUGGGCAGCAAGUCGGACAAGGGCGACGGCAGCCCCGCCGACGACGACGACAUGCCCCCCGGAGAGACCAACGCCCCGCCACACUCCAUGGGUUCCAUGGGUCCCGGCGGUCCAAUGGGCGGCGGGAUAGGUCCGGGAGGCGGGAUGGGCCCGGGCGCCGGUGUGGGUCCGGGCGGCGGUGUGGGUCCGGGCGGCGGUGUAGGUCCGGGCGGCGGGAUGGGCCCGGGCGGCGGUAUGGGUCCGGGCGGCGGUGUGGGUCCGGGCGGUAUGGGCGGACCGAUGGGCGGCGGCCCCGGCGGCGGCGUGGGCGGUGCCUGGGGCGGCUGGGGCUGGCCGCCCCCGCUCGUGGCGCAGCCCCCGGGCCUCGCGGCGGCGGCUGCGGCCGUGCCCGACGCCAGUGCGGCGUCGCAGGCGGGAGGCCCCGCGGCGGGCAGCGAGGCGCCGGAGGGGCUCGCUUCUAUGGAAACGGUGAUCCCGGCGGAGCUGGCGGCGGCGGCGGCGGAGUGGAGCACGCACCGGGCGCCCGACGGCCGCCCCUACUACUACCACGCCGGCCGACAGGAGAGCGUCUGGGAGAAACCCAAGCCCAUGAAGGAUCUGGAAGAUUUGCAAGCUAAGAUAGCUAAGGAGAAGGGUGAGAAACCCGACAAGGUGGAGAGAAUGGAUGCUGAUGAUAAUAAAGCUGAAGUUGUGGACGUAGACGCUCACGCCGAGGCUGCAGCGGCGGCGGCGGCCGCCGAACGGGAGAGAAACGAGAAGGAGAGAAUAGAGAGAGAGAAAGCGGAAAGAGAGAAGGCCGAACGUGAAAAAGCGGAGAAAGAAAAGGCCGAUAAAGAGAAGGCGAAAGCGGAUAAGAGACGACCUGUCUCCAGCAAGCCCAUAUCGGGCACUCCAUGGCGCGUGGUGUGGACGGGCGACGGGCGCGUGUUCUUCUACAACCCGACGGCGCGGCUGUCGGUGUGGGAGCGGCCCGCCGCGCUCGCUGGCGUCGCCGACGUCGAGCGCGCCAUGGCGCAGCCGCCGCACGCCGUCCAGCAGCAGCGCAAGGAAGCGGCCGCCACGACUCCGACGAAGAGCGCGAACGGCGACCUGAAGCGGGCGGCCGACUCCGACAGCGACGACAGCGACGACAGCGACGCCGAACCCGCCAAGAAGAACAAACCCGAAGAGAAGCCGGCUGCGGCGGCGCGGAAGGGCGGUGCCGGCAACGGCGGCGGAGGCGGGGCGCAGAUCGACGCGGGCAAGGAGGCGGCGGAGGAGGCGGAGAUGCGCGCGGCCCGCGAGCGCGCCGUCGUGCCCUUUGAGCAGCGCCUGCGGAGCUUCCUGCAGCUGCUGCACGAGUCCGACGUCUCCGCCUUCAGCCCCUGGGAGAAGGAGCUGCACAAGAUCGUCUUCGACCGUCGCUACCUUCUACUCAACUCCACCGACCGCAAGAAGGUGUUCGACAAGUACGUGCGAGAGAGGGUCGAGGAGGAGCGCAAGGAGAAGAAGAACCGUCUCCAGCAGAAGAAGCAAGCCUUCAAACAGCUCAUGGAGGAGGCGAAACUACACUCCAAAUCGUCGUUCUCCGAAUUCUCGGCGAAGCACGGGCGGGACGAGCGGUUCAAGGCCAUCGAGAAGGUCCGCGAGCGCGAGACCUACUUCAACGAGUACGUCGCCGACGUGCGCAAGCGCGAUAAGGAGGAGAAGGAAAAGAAGAAGGAGCAGGUGAAGACGGAGUUCAUAGCUCUCCUCAAGGAGAAGUCGGUGGACCGGCGCGCGCGCUGGCUCGACGUCAAGAAGAAGGUAGACCUCGAGCCGCGGUACAAGGCCGUGGAGAGCAGCUCCCUGCGCGAGGACUACUUCCGCGAAUACUGCAGACUCGCCAAGGAGGAGAGGAAGAGGGAGAAGGACGCCAAAGAUAAAGAUAAGGAACGAGACCGUAGCAGCAGUAAGAAAGAUAAAAAGGAGAAGGACCGAGACAAGGAGAAGGAGAAAGACAAGGACAAGGAGAAGGAUAAAGACAAAGACAAGGACAAGGACAAAGAAAAGGACGGAAAGAAAGACAAGAAGAAAGAAAAGAGUGGUGACGAGGGAGUGGAGGAGGCGGCGGAGGAGGGUGCGGGCUCGGGGGAGGAGUCGGAGGCGGAGGGCGGCGCGGCGGGGGCGGGGUCCGGCGACGAGGGGGAGGCGGCGCGGGCGCGGGAGGCGCGGGCGCAGGCCUCCAUCAAGGAGCGCGAGCGGCAGGUGCAGCGCGCGCUCGCCACCAGCCUGCGCGACCGCGACAAGGAGAGGGAGUUCCACAAGCGGGACGAGGCCGUGCAGCACUUCAACGCUCUGCUGGCUGACCUGGUGCGGAACCCGGACCUGGUGUGGCGCGAGGCCAAGAAGCAGCUGAAGAAGGACCACCGAUACGCGCUCGCCGAGGAGCUCAGCAAGGAGGACAAGGAGCGCAUAUUCGGUCAGCACAUCAGCUCGCUGGGCAACAAGCGGCGCGACAAGCUGCGCGCGCUGCUGGCGGAGCUCGGCGUGGGCUGCACCGCGCACUGGCGCGACGUCCGCAAGCUGCUCGCCGACGCGCCCACCGCCCCCGUCUACCGCAGCGCCGCACAGAUGGAGCGCGAGUUCCGCGACUACCAGCGCGACAAGCAGAGCGCGGCAAAGACGGCGCUGCGGCAGCUGCUGCAAGAGACGCGCAGCAUCACGCACCGCACGCUGGCGGCGACGCGCGACACGCCGCACGCGCUGGCGCAGCUGCACGACGCGCUGCGGGCGGACGCGCGCUACACGGCGCUCGACCACGUGCCGGAGGAGCGCGACCAGCUCGUGCUGGCCUACCUCGAGGAGCUGGAGAAGAAGGGCCCGCCGCCGCCGCCCACCGCCACCGAGCCCGCGCGUCGCGCCAAACAGUGACAAGUACAACGCACUUUCUUUAUCAUGUCAAUAUCGCCCGCGGCAGGAGCGGGGAGCGGGGCGGCGCGGCGCCGGACGGGAGUCAGUGUAAUUGUGAAUAAACUUUCCUAUAGUGAUAAUUUAAAUACAAUGUUUGACCAAGAA
This is a messenger RNA of Aricia agestis (brown argus), 4101 nucleotides long. RefSeq names its product transcription elongation regulator 1-like. The record is from RefSeq and is a predicted model, not a curated record. Gene Ontology annotation, cellular component: nucleus. Gene Ontology annotation, molecular function: RNA polymerase binding; transcription coregulator activity. Lineage: Eukaryota; Metazoa; Arthropoda; Insecta; Lepidoptera; Lycaenidae. The transcript is spliced from 22 exons. The coding region runs from base 151 to 3957 and encodes 1268 amino acids.